Messenger RNA from Photinus pyralis (common eastern firefly), 1991 nucleotides. RefSeq lists its product as uncharacterized. The record is from RefSeq and is a predicted model, not a curated record. Lineage: Eukaryota; Metazoa; Arthropoda; Insecta; Coleoptera; Lampyridae. The transcript has 8 exons. The coding region runs from base 251 to 1465 and encodes 404 amino acids.
CAACGAUCAGUUAGAACGCAAGACGGUGGUCGUAUGGUACGUACAAAUAACGGGUAGUAACCAAACGCAAUAUGUUUCUAAAAAUAAUAAAACGAUAGUGCAAAAUAAAAUUUCUUAGUUUCAUUGGUGAGCGUGUUUUAUAAAUGACCGAAAAAGGCAAUUUGGGAAUUUUUUUUGUCAUUUGAAGACUGAUUAGGUUUUAUUAUUUUCUGUGAUAUUGUGUAUAAGUGUUUUUUUUAAAAGGAAUACAAUGGAUAGUGGACACUACCCGGUUAUUGUGGUCCUGUUGCUCGUUUCUUUGAUUCGAGUUUCCAUCGACGCCGCCACGUUGUCGUCAACACCGCCAAGUAUACAGGAAGUGGUGUCUGACGUACGAGUUGAAUGCAAUAGUAACGAAAUUGUUGUAAGUUUGGACACAAGCUCGGGCGUAUUUACGGGCAUGGUUUACCCACGCGGGUUAUCGAAAAACAGCACGUGUAUGGGGGAAUGGAUUCGCCACUCAUCCCCUGUGCAAUAUUCUUUGCCAUUGAGGGGAUGUAAUACGAUGAGUACAGAAUUGGAUGAUGGAGGCAUUGAAUAUUUUAACACUAUUGUUGUACAACCUCAUUUGAAAUUAGUUACGAAUCAAGGAAGAGGUUUCCACGUGCGAUGCAAGUACAAUACGCGCAACAAUAUUUCAGUCGUGAACGAUGAAGAUCCAAAGGCUGAUCCGUUGUCGACCGACGAAUCGACGGCCAUGGAACCAAUGCCGGGAUGUACGAUGAAGAUAUUUUCUGGUGACCCGACCGAGAGGGAGGUGGCGGAAAGUGUGAAAAUUGGGGAUCCGCUAACUUUGGUUAUAUCGAUUGACGAGCAAGAUAUGUAUGGUUUGCGUAUCACCGAUUGUCUUGUCCGUGAUGGGUUGGGAUGGGGUGAGCAAAGGUUAAUCAACGGUGAAGGAUGUCCUGUUGAUAAUGAGAUAAUGGGAAUGUUUGAAUACUCAUCAGAUAAGACGAAGGCUUCCGUUCAUUUUCAAGCACAUAAAUUUCCGUACACUGCUUCUGUCUACUAUCAAUGCAACGUGAAACUGUGUUUGAAGGCCGAUAAUGGUUGCGCAGCACUUACGCCACCCAAAUGCGGGGCCAAUAGACUGCGUAGGCAGGCAAACGCCGAACCGAACGAAGGAACCCCAGCAACCAUCGAAGUCUAUAGCGGCCUUUAUGUUAAUGAAGCUAAUGACCUCGAAAAGGCGGGCGUUGAUGAUGAUUCUGUCUAUAGCGAGAAAACCUCCGAAGACAACAUUUGUAUCUCGCAAAAAAAUUUCGCGAUUGGCAUAUGCGUCGCCGGUUUAAUACUGAUGUUAGCCGUUAUAGCUGCCAUUUUAUGUCUACUUGCGAGUCGAAGGAAUAAGAAGACCACCUCGCAUACUGGAAGCUCAAUAUACAGCGGACCAUACACGAACACUGCCUACAGCCACACAAGUUAAAUAAAAUCGAAACGAAACGAAUAGAUUUUAGGUGCCAUUUUAAGAUCGGAUAGUAAUUUGCUCAUCUUUACUAAAAUGUAAUUGUUAUCGGAUUAGCUUUAAAAGACUAAGGGAAAUGGUGAUGGUAUAACUCUCAACUACGUUUUUAUUGCCUUACUUCCUUCUAAUGUAAUCAAAAUUAAAUUGGAAAGGAAGUAAGCUUAGGUACCUCAGAAUGAGUACCUUUCUUUGAGGUACGAUUUUGAUGUAGCAUAGGAGUAUGUGGAGUAUUUUACUUAUACUUACCCAAUUAGGGAAGUAUAUGCAAAUUACUCUUCAGGUUUUGGAUCACAGGGGCAUUUUAUUUUGUUUCUGUAAAUAUUAAACCACAAUUUAAUGCCUUUCUGGUCCUCGACCAUAGUUUGUUCUUAUAUACUUACUUAAUUUAAAUAAUGCCAAGUAUGCAAUGACGAUGGUGCUUUAAUAUUACUUUUUAAUUUAAAUGUUGUCUGUAACUUUUAAUGUUAAAAUAAAAUACAUUUUCGUA